AUGGGCCUCAAUCUUGGCAUGAAAUCGAGGACCCGGGUACAAUGCGAACAAACUCGCCUCACUGAAGAGAACUUGCGUCUACAUAGUUGUACUCGUGUCAAGAGUGACAGCGCCUGCGAUUUGAGAGAAGCGCAAAGGUGGGCCUCGGUGCCCGAGCCUUACAACCAGUUCGAUGACGACUACGACGGAUCCGACGACGGUGACAUGGACACGAGCAGAAGUGACAUCGCCUUCAGGAGAGCGGCGUCAUUGGAGGCGCUGAAAGCGUAUGGGGGAUGCUUCGCCUCUGGAUUCUUAGCAAUGCAAGAUCCACUUCCUUGGACGUCGAGACGAAGUGGUCACACCACGAGACCAUUUUACGAAAAUGCCGAAUGUCUCGAUCUGCAAAAACUGGCAUCGGAGAUGGCAUCGAACGAAUCGCAAAGUGCGAAGACUACGUCGAGCCACUCACACAGCAACGCUGGCUGCCCGCGACCGGACUCUGAUACCUUGAGCCAUGCAGACAUUCAAUCACUGAAGAACGAACGAAAAUGGAGCUGGAGGAGUAUCGGAAAGAAGAGGCGAAAUGUCGUCCAGAGAAUUGUGUAA
Messenger RNA from Cucurbitaria berberidis CBS 394.84, 588 nucleotides. RefSeq lists its product as uncharacterized. Bases 1 to 588 code for a protein of 195 amino acids. The record is from RefSeq and is a predicted model, not a curated record. Lineage: Eukaryota; Fungi; Ascomycota; Dothideomycetes; Pleosporales; Cucurbitariaceae. The transcript is spliced from 2 exons.